Molecule: messenger RNA, 645 nt
Organism: Acanthisitta chloris (rifleman)
Lineage: Eukaryota; Metazoa; Chordata; Aves; Passeriformes; Acanthisittidae
Gene: USE1
Product: unconventional SNARE in the ER 1 homolog (S. cerevisiae)
Exons: 7
Biological process (GO): retrograde vesicle-mediated transport, Golgi to endoplasmic reticulum
Cellular component (GO): SNARE complex; endoplasmic reticulum
Molecular function (GO): SNAP receptor activity
Source: RefSeq, a predicted model, not a curated record
CUGAAGAAACAAUCCAGCAAACCAGCACCUGAGCUGCUGAAUGAAUACUCUCGCAAAGUCGACUUCCUCAAGGGACUCCUAGAAGCUGAAAAAUUGACUUCAUCAACAGAAAAGGCUCUGGCAAACCAGUUCCUGGCCCCUGGUCGUACCCCUACGACGGCCAAGGAGAGAACCCCAGCGACCAAAACUGUCCAUCUGCAGACCAAGGCUCGCUGCACAGGCCAGAUGAGGAGUGAGCUGCUUGGUACAGACCCCUUGGCUGCUGAUGAUUCUGAGGAGUUGAGCAUAAGGAAGAGAAAAGGCGUCGCAGCGAGCGAGAAGCAGUCAGCAGUGGAGCUGGAUGCUGUGCUGCAGCACCACCAGGACAUGCAGGAGAAGUUGGCUGAGGAAAUGCUCAGCUUGGCUCGCAGCCUCAAGAACAACACUCUGGCUGCACAGAACGUGAUCAAACAGGACAACCAGACACUGUCCCAUUCCCUCAGGAUGGCAGACCAGAACUUUGAGAAGCUCAAGGACGAGUCCGACCGCCUGGAACAGCACGCGAAGAAAUCAGUCAACUGGCUGCUGUGGAUAAUGUUGAUUGUAGUUUGUUUCAUAUUCAUCAGCAUGAUUCUCUUCAUCAGGAUCUUCCCCAAACUGAAGUGA